Messenger RNA from Aspergillus calidoustus, 4581 nucleotides. The record is from the annotation of a GenBank genome assembly. Lineage: Eukaryota; Fungi; Ascomycota; Eurotiomycetes; Eurotiales; Aspergillaceae.
CUGCCACCAUACUCACUGGACUUGAACCCUAUUGAGGAGUUCUUCUCUGAACUGAAGGCCUAUAUUAAGCGCCAUUGGGCACUCUAUGAAGCCCAGCCUGACCUAGGCUUCGAUACAUUUUUGUAAACCUGCGUCGAUGCUGUUGGUGCGAGAAUUGAUAGCGCCGAAGGUCACUUUCGACAUGCUGGAGUAGCUAUUGAAGAAUAUGAGGAAGACCUUUGAGGAGUUAUGUAUAAUGCAACUAUCUGUCAUUUCACUUUACUAAACUCCGUGAGACCACAGAUCUUGCGAGGGAUCCACGUUAAUAAUUGUACUGUAGCAUGACAGGGAUUGAUUGUUUGGCUAGUGCGAUCCGUUGCAGUGGCUGAAGUCGGAUUCUCCUUGCGUGCGUAGUGUAGACAGAGCCUAACACGCUCCCGUAGGUAGUCUAUCCGCCACUGACGGCCCUCUCUGUAGUUCGGCGCUAUAUGUUUGUAUUCGUACGUGCAAGUAGUACUCCUUUCUUGAGGAGUAGGGUCUGGAAUGCUUCCUGCUCGCUUUAUUGACUCGGAGAUGUUGAUUAACCCGGUUAGCCAAAGGCGGUAGUCGCGGAGCGAUUCUAAAUAAGCAUAUGCGUAUUUGCUUGUCCACCCACAUUUGUAGGCACACUCUCCACUUGUAAUCCUGCCGAUGAGCACAUCUCCGAGUUCUAGCCUUGCCAAAUUCCUUUGUUCUUCUAGAAGACCCAAUUCAACCCGUCAGUCAUCCGCAACACGAGCCAUCAGAAUCAACCGAAGGUUUCUCACAAAAUACUCUCCGUUCAUGUCAAGAUCCCAUCCUGGCAGUACGGAGGCAAAAUCUGAUACCGUUGACCUCGCUGGAAUCGCGAAACCUGGACUGGAGCCACCCCGCUGGGGGACCAGCCCGUCCUCCUAAAGCCAGCCCGCUUGUCGCAGCCUGAUUCAUCAAUGUAGACCAGGUGGUACGAGCGAAAAUUGGACAGCUGAUAUAAGUAGUAAUCUCUCAAGUCGCAUUUCUUUCUUGUGCUAUCCGUCGAGCCACUUUUUUAGUCCAACCAUGUGAUCGAAGGGCCCGGCUGAUCGUGUAUGUAGAUACAACCAAGUCGAAUUCGUCGUACAAAAACUCCGCCAUCUCAUCCAGGUAUAAGUCCGGUUUUCCUAGCAAGUGGUCGCAUAGCGCUUCAAGAAUGAGAGGCGUAAUCGAGCGAGGACGGCCGCCAGGGAUUAAGGGCGCUCGGGCAUCGCCGAAUAUUCGGAGGUUGGCACUGAUAGUUAUUAUCGAACGUCUGCUGCAGCAGCCGCUUCGGCCAUCUGAGAAGUAGUCAGUGAAUCACUGGCGAUCAUAUCGCGAAUCAUCCCAAGCUGGGAUGGGGCAAGUCGGGGCGCCAUGAUGGUCUUCGGCACGCUUUGAAUUGAAGAAGGUUCGUGGGGUGGUCAGAGGUGGGCAGAAGGGUAGAAAGCUAAGCCUAAAGGGGCUCGGGCCGACGGCGGGCCCGAUAAUUAAGCAAACACCAGCACGCCGACGAUAGAUUUGUCUCUGUCCCCUGUGGCACGGUGAUAUUAAGUCAUGGCAUUCCACGUUAAGCAUAUCUUAUGGCAGGGCCCAUGUAAUGGGAACAAUUUCCCUCUAAUCUCUAGCUACGCGUUGACUAGGGAGAACAUGAUGACUAGUUGUUGGUUUGUAUUAAAAAUGAGAUGCAGUUUGCUUCACGGCCUCACGCUUGGCGCCCAAUUACCCCGCUUUAUCUCGCGAGAUAACCUUAGCCUCUCAUCCUGAAUCCUAAUGACUUCGCUUUCAAUCUACUACUUGGGAAAUAGGCGUCUAUGCCACGAUCUUUAAAUGGAUGGUAUAUCCUCAGCGGCGAGCGUCAUCGCUGUUAUUCAACUGACGGGAAGCCUUGUGAAGCUUUGUGGGGGCUACAUUCGAGAGGUGAAAGAUGCUCGAAAGGAAAUUAGAACCCUACAACAGGCAAUUGCAGGCCUUCAAGGGACACUCCAAGACCUCGAAAAGCUCCUUCAAAGUGACAACGCAAAUGCCCUACCUACAUCCUCACGACUAGUCAGUACCGUUGCCGAUUGCCUGUCCGAUCUCCAAAGCUUACACGCGAGACUUGAGCCAGGAAAAGGCAAAAAGCUGAUGAGUAAAUUUGGAUACCGAGCCCUAAAGUGGCCCCUGAAUCGCACAGAGGUGGAGGACGUUGUGAAGAACCUCGAAAGAUAUAAAUCUUCAUUCCUCUUAUCUUUUCAGGUGGAUCAGACUGCUCUAAUGGUGGGCGUGGCCCAUAAUACCGAUCGUAUCAAUCGACAUAUAGGUCUAGAGAAGUUGGAAGGCGCGAUAGACGCCGGGUUUGAGUCAUUCUCCGAUCGAGACGAAGCCCAAUGCCUCCAAGGCACCAGGACCGAGCUCCUCCAGAAGAUUAUGGAGUGGGCCAAUUCGACAAACCCAAAAAUUAUUUUCUGGCUAAAGGGAAUGGCGGGGACAGGAAAAUCCACAAUAUCUCGGACUGUGGCACGGUCGCUCAAGGACACCAACCAUCUAGGUGCCAGCUUCUUCUUUAAGAGGGGUGAAGGGGACCGAGGGAAUGCAAAGAAGUUUUUUCCAACAUUAACAAGGCAACUGAUGCUUUGGAGUUCUGAGCUGAGGUCUAGCGUCCAAGAGGCACUGGAUCGUGACCCUGACAUUGCGUCGAAAUCGCUUAGGGAGCAGUUUGAGAACCUACUCCUUCAACCGCUGCUUCGUCUUGACCAACUCGGCCGACGACCUCAAACCGCUGUGAUAGUGAUCGACGCUUUGGACGAAUGUGAACAUGAUCAAGAUGUCCGAAACAUAAUUCGACUACUACCUCUUCUACAGAAGGCAAAAUCGGUUCACCUUCGGAUCUUUUUGACCAGCAGGCCUGAACUUCCUAUUAGCCUUGGGUUUUCAGAGAUCAGAGGUCAUCAAUAUCAGGACUUAGCUCUUCAUGAGAUACCCGAAGAGGUGACAGAACACGACAUACGUUUAUACCUAGAGAACCGAUUUACAAAAAUCAAACAUGACCGAAACAUCUCCCAAGACUGGCCUGGCGAUAAGGCCAUCCAAGAACUGGUCAGGAUCUCAGUUCCACUCUUUAUUUCGGCUGCGACUGUGUGCCGUUACAUUGAAAACUCAAAAUUGGAGCCCAAAUUGCGCCUCGCAGAGCUCCUGAAGGACCAAGCCAAAUAUGUAUCAAGAAUGGACAAAACAUACCUGCCAAUUCUAACACGAUUACUCGAUGAUCAAGAGAGUGAUGAGCUCGAGCAGCAGCAGCUUCUACAAGAGUUCCAGGCCAUAGUUGGUGUUAUUAUCCUUCUUGCUGCUCCUCUUUCCAUAAACGCGCUGUCGCUGUUUCUUGGGAUAGGAGCAGACCAGAUCAGCAAUCAAUUAGAUACGUUCCGAUCGGUGUUAAGUGUUCCUGGUGGCCGAGAUCAGCCUGUUAGGAUUCACCAUUUAUCAUUUCGGGAGUUUUUGGUCCAGUCCAAAACCAAGUUUCUUGUGGAUGAGCCAAAAACACAUAGAGACAUUGCUAAGCACUGUCUCAAAACUAUGCGGACUUACCUACAGAAAGAUGUGUGCAAACUAGAAAGCCCUGGAACGCGUAAGGCAGACAUCAGCUCUGAAAAUAUUCGCCCGUACCUACCACCUGAAUUGCAAUACGCUUGUCGCUACUGGAUACACCAUCUAAAAGAAAGUCGGGGUGUAUCUUCUGAGAUAGAUGAUGUGCGACUAUUUCUCCAGAAGCAUUUUCUGCACUGGGUGGAAGCGAUGAGCCUGCUGGGACUUAUAUCAGAGGUAGUGGGUAUGCUUGAUCUCCUCUACACGGAUAUACGAGGCGAUGAUAAGUCUGUGUUGACUGACUUUGUACAUGAUGCAAAGCGCUUUGUUCUGAAGAAUUUCCAGAUUGCUGAUGAAGCACCACUUCAGAUAUAUAGCGCAGGAUUGGUGUUUGCACCCCAGAAAUCAUUAAUUCGUACAGAGUUUGGAGAGGAUGUUCCAAGCUGGAUAUGCCAGCUGCCAAAAGUCAAUGAGAGGUGGGGCGCGGAAUUACAGACUCUGGAGGGCCAUUCCAGCUGGGUUCAGUCCGUGGCCUUCUCGCCUGACAGCCGGCUACUGGCAUCCGGCUCUAGUGACGAGACAGUGCGUCUCUGGGACACGGCCACGGGCGGCCUGCAGCAGACUCUGGAGGGCCAUGGGACAGUCACUGAACUCCAAUUUUCUCAAGAUGGUUCAUAUGUCAACACUAACCUGGGGUCACUCAACAUUCAAUCCAGCUGUGGCAAUAAUCUAUCUGAUUCACCAAGAACGCAUUCUGAUAUACUUAUUAACGGUCGAGAUUGGAUAAAAUUAAAGGGCACACAAGUAUUAUGGCUUCCCCCUGAGGCCAGACCUUCAUGUUCAGCGAUCAGAUUGAAUACCCUUGCCCUAGGACACCCUUCAGGUCGAAUUUCAUUUAUUGGGUUUAGGGUAUAACGGGUGUUGGUUAAUUCAAAUUCUCUUCUAUCCUCUAUUUUAUAAUCUCUUUGUAAAAGGAGGGCCUGGGGGAGGUGGUAAAUUUAUCUAUAU